UUGUUCACUUGAAAACAGAAACGGCGGGUCCGCAACCUGCUGUUAGCACCGUGACGGCGGCCCGCUGCUUGUGAUGUCGGAGGUUGGACAGGAGGUUUUCUCAUGGCACAAUAAUGUAGUCCACUCAGUGGUGUCUUUUAUGUUCACGGUCAACGCUGCUUCCAACUAUCUCCGGACAUUCAGGGGAACCUCAGACAAUGCCAGUCAACGGGAAAGUCAUCCCCAACACCCCGCUGGCCGUGGACUUCUGGCAUGUGCGGAAGUGUCCAGACACUCGGAUGUUUUUCCUGUCGCACAUGCACAGCGACCACACGGUGGGGUUGACCUCCACCUGGAGCAACCGGCCCAUCUACUGCUCAUCAACUACCGCCGCUCUGCUCAGACUCAAGCUGCAGGUGAAAGAACAGUGGAUCCAUCCAUUAGAGCUGGAUGCGCCUUACCUGUUGGAGCUGGAUGACAUCGGCAAGGAGAAGCUGAUGGUCACACUGAUAAACGCCAACCAUUGUCCAGGGGCUGUCAUGUUUCUCUUCGAAGGAUACUUUGGCUCCAUACUUUACACUGGUGACUUUAGAUAUUCUCCCUUCAUGUUGCGUGAGCCGUGCCUCAGGACCAACGCCAACAUAGAUGUCCUGUACCUAGACAACACCAACUGCGACCCCAACCGCACCCUCCCCUCCAGGCAGCGAGCCACUCAACAAAUCAAAGAGAUCAUCGGCAGACACAACAACCACAAAGUUGUCAUUGGCCUCUACGCGCUUGGAAAGGAGUCCCUGCUGUUGGAGCUGGCGCUGGAGUUUAAAACGUGGAUCGAGGUGAGCUUUGAGAGGAUGGAGACUCUCAAAGUGCUGGAGCUGCCUGACGUCUUCACCACUGAACCGGGAGCCGGUCGUAUCCGAGCCGUGGAGCAGUCAGAGAUUUGCUCGGCCGCUUUAAACCGGUGGAACGAAGAACAACCCACUUUGGCCAUCAUUCCCACCAGCAGGCCGCUGGUCUCUUUCCACCCCGACGUCCAUGUGGUGCCAUACUCUGACCACUCCUCUUACCAAGAGCUGGAGGAUUUUGUCUCUGCACUUAAACCUUCUUCCCUUAUACCCAUUGUAGGAAACCAUCUACCGAUAUGUUUCUCUGCCUCACUGCCCAGCAAGAAGCGCCAUGAAUUCCUCGUGCCCGAGUCAGUCCGACACUUCAUGUUGAGACGGCCUGAGAGCCAACUCUGCUCGCCCUCAUACACCAGCCUUCGACGCAGAUGUUUACGACCACUUGAUCCCAGAGGGGUGGUCUUUGAGUCUCCUGAAAGGGGAUCCGAGAAGUCACGCAAAGAAUCCUCGGAGGCCGAGUGCCGAGAGCAGGAUGCUUCUGAGGAAGAGAGAGACACAGAGAGUAGUGAAAAGGACUCCGACUGCAUCCUUGUUGACCCGAGCGAGGACCUCACCCCCAACAAAGACAGAAGAGGGACUGGAGGUUUGUGGAGCCUCAAUAUUGUCCAAACGGUGUCUGAAGAUAUGAUAAUGGAUGAGUCGGUGCCUUUCAGUCAACUCAGCCAGAGCAACUUUGCUCCAAUGGAGAUCCUGACGAACACCCAGGCCUGCUUGAAGUCUGUCAGGAAGACCAGAGGGCCUUCUGAGAGCAACGCCAAAAUAAUCAACAACUCCGUUUCAAAUGAAAAGCACAGCAGCGAGCGUAGCAGACUCUGUAAUCUUCAGAACGACGACACGUUGUCAGGGAGCGGUGGCGUGAGUCGGCACGGCGGGCAUGGCGUUGACCAGGACUGUGACAUCAUGUCAAAUGACCAACUGAACAACGUCGUGACAACAUUGCAGAGCAGCCUCAAUGAUUCCUGCUCUUCAUCAGGCUCGGAGACUGAGGUCAAGCAGAAGUAUUUAGAGGAGCUUGAAAGACAGAUGUUAAAGGCUUUCACCUUCACCGAGGAGGACAUGAAGGGGCGUGGCCUCAUGGAGCAGAGCUUUGUGCAGCGGUUUCCUCUUUCUCCUGUCUGUAAGGCACAAGAAGAUGACAGCUCAGAUGAAUAAUGUGACCUGGCAUCCACGGUGUUGCCUUGCUUAAACCUUUGUUUGUGUUUUAAAGAAGAGCAUUUUAAAGGCAACACGUAUAAUGUUGUAUGUGGAGUUUGGAUCGGUCUCCAGAGCUGACCUGUGAAGUGAACAACCUUUGCUCCCACCUUUCAUCAUGAUAACUUUGGCUUUGUCUGUAUGCCAGGGCUGCUUUUUUUCCGUUAAAAAAAGAAAAGAUAAUUGUUUAUUUUGUUCCAAUGUAAGAAACUAACCAGUGACCAUUUAUUGACAUGUUGAUAUGUGGUGGGCUGAUGCACAGCUUCCAGGAUCUGUAAUGGAUGUUUGUAACUUCACAUUUCCACAAAGAUAGACCAGUAAGCUUGUUUACUCUUGUUUGUUUUCAGCCUUGAGAACCACCUGUUUCGUAACAGCGGUUGCUUUCAUGUUCUUUAUUUUGAAGAGUUGAAAAUUUAAUUGUGAUUUUUGGUAUCAUCUGUAUUUUUGGGGGGAGUCUAGAGGAUAUACUUUAUAAUGAAUAAUGUUUGAGAAGACACUGUUAACAAUAAAGUGUUUUCCUAUAUAUCCUUAA
Messenger RNA from Pseudoliparis swirei, 2601 nucleotides. RefSeq names its product DNA cross-link repair 1B (gene dclre1b). The transcript has 5 exons. Bases 198 to 2030 code for a protein of 610 amino acids. NCBI's taxonomy places the organism in Eukaryota, Metazoa, Chordata, Actinopteri, Perciformes, Liparidae. Gene Ontology annotation, molecular function: 5'-3' DNA exonuclease activity; damaged DNA binding. The record is from RefSeq and is a predicted model, not a curated record. Gene Ontology annotation, biological process: protection from non-homologous end joining at telomere; double-strand break repair via nonhomologous end joining; interstrand cross-link repair.